CCUCCCCCGAAUCCGCGAACACCAUUUGGUGCGUUGCUCUCCCAUGGAUGCAUCUCUUUGUGGACAUUCGACCAUGAACCUUGAGUCAGCAAAAACCUGGAUAUAUAAAAGCCACCAUUACCGAGAGUUUCCUCUUCAACUUCAUAUUCCUUACACCUCUCCGACUUUACACAACUAUCCUCAGCACUUUUAUUGCUCCAGAUACACCCUCGAUUUUUGUUCCAGCCAUGUACAACUACUCCCACCUUCCGCUGGUCUCUCGCCGCGACAUAAACAUGACACAGCCGUGCAGCGGGUUGACUAUCAGCCAAGCACGGUGGUUUACAGUAAAAGUCUAGGUAGCAUGUCUACCUCUGGCAGCAUGCUUGAGACUCCUUAAUGUAAAUAGUAGACAAACUUUGCCACCAUUUGGUAGAAUAAACAACAGCCUUGUCCAUAUCCU
This is a messenger RNA of Linderina pennispora, 442 nucleotides long. RefSeq lists its product as uncharacterized. The transcript has a single exon. Lineage: Eukaryota; Fungi; Kickxellomycota; Kickxellomycetes; Kickxellales; Kickxellaceae. The coding region runs from base 44 to 379 and encodes 111 amino acids. The record is from RefSeq and is a predicted model, not a curated record.